Molecule: messenger RNA, 2346 nt
Organism: Trichoderma virens Gv29-8
Lineage: Eukaryota; Fungi; Ascomycota; Sordariomycetes; Hypocreales; Hypocreaceae
Exons: 6
Coding region: 1-2346 (781 amino acids)
Biological process (GO): proteolysis
Molecular function (GO): serine-type endopeptidase activity
Source: RefSeq, a predicted model, not a curated record
AUGCCGAACAAAGUACCUGCGAACGAUAUCGAGCAUGCUCAAUUGAAGGAGUUUCCUGGCCUAUAUCAGCUUGCCAAGUCUAUCCAGUCUAAAAGUUUAGGAGGUUAUGACGAAUGUUUUGAAUUGCAGGCCCAGUCAAGCGAGAUUCGCGAUCAAUAUUUGAGAAUCAUCGGCCAAAACAUUUUUCUAUUUCAUAAAGAGGAGAAUAAAUCUACAGCAGCACGUGACAAGUUUCUCAAACGGAUUAGAGGAGCCACAGAGCAUCUCUUAGACGUGUAUUUCCGGCACCCCUGUGGAGUGGACGCUGAGGAGUAUGAACUCUCCAAGCAUCCCAGCUAUGGAAUGAAAGUCCUAGCCAACAGAACCUAUUACCUCUUAGAGCAGCAUUGGAAAUGCGACUGCGUUAAAUGGGCCAGGCCGUGUGGGUUGAGAGAGGCGAGACUUUGUCUGAUUCUACACCGUCGAUUAGCACCAAAGGUGGCACCACAAGGAAUUGCAGCACAUAAUAAUCCGCUAGCCAAGUUUGAGAUUCUCCUGCCUGUUUGCAAGGACAAUAUUGAGUGGAAAGUGACGAAUGUUGAAGUCGUCAAACCUCGGCCCGAGAUAUCGAUAUUCAGAGGUCGACAGUCCGUCAACAACGACAUCUCCCACUGGUUGUUAAAGAGCCAAUAUUUCCAGGCCGAUUUUUUGGCUCAGAAUGACAAACUAUGGCACCUAACGCCCAGACCCUCUAAGGGUGUCGAUCACCACACAACUAUGGAAUCUCUUCAACAACUCCUAGGAGAUGGCGUUUCAGUUUCAGAUAUUUCGAAAUACACACCUAAGGACAAGCUCAUUCUCUGCUAUGUUCUGGCUAGCUCUAUGCUAUUCCUAUAUCCAGGCUCUUGGUUCCAAACAACAUGGAACAGUGACAAAAUCUACUUCGUCCGCCGUGUCGGCAGCUCGGCGUCGCCCGCCUUGACGUUUCCAUAUCUUUCAGUCACACUUCAACAGGCUCAAAAUAAUCCGCCAAAUCAUAUGCAGUAUCACUACCAUCCCGCAAUCUUAGCCCUUGGCAUUAUUUUUCUGGAAAUUGCCACAGGUGUCAGGUUUACGAGAAGAUCUCGUGAACCAACUUUGUGGGAGCAAUUCAACAGCGACGGCAUGCAAGCCUUGCAAAAAAUCCAGGAACUAGAGCAUCAAAUCACUCGCGACCGUUCCAAGAGGACAUCUCGUGCUUUAAUUAAAGUCAUCCGUUCUUGCCUGAUUCUGGACCCGCCAUCAAAUUUCCCAAGCAAGCUAUUGUCCGAAGAAGAAACGGCCCCAAAAGUUACAGAGAAUCGUGAUUUAGGCCUUCUUGGAGGGAGAGUGGAGGGAGAAAUGCGUGCUGAAGGCGACAACAAAUUGGCGGCGGAUGCGUGGUUCGAAUGGCACGCAGACGCCCUUAAUCGGAUAAGAAAGUUACGCAAACCUGACUCUAUUCAGUCUCAAAGUGUUAGAAUUGCUAUUUUAGACAGCGGCAUUGAGCUCUCCAAGGACCAAAAGGAUAUGUAUGAUUUGGAACCCAGAAUCAGAUAUCGCACAUGGGUCGAGGAAGAUAAUACGGAAUGGAAAGAUGACGUUGGACACGGCACGCACCUCGCUGUUCUCCUCCGCAAGAUCGCGCCAAAUGCCAUUAUCCACGUUGCGCGGGUAUUCAAGAAGAGGCCUGAUGUUGAGAAAUCAGCAUAUGAUAUUGCUGCGGUGAGAACCUAUCUUGGCCAGAGAGGUUACUAUGCUAUCCGAUACGCUGUGGACGAUUGGAAAGUUAAUAUUAUCGUCAUGUCCUUUGGAUUCGGAAGCAGGAACGAGACGGUGUACGAUGCAAUCAAGUACGCCGCCUUCAAUGAUGUUCUCAUGUUCGCAGCAGCUUCCAAUGAUGGUAAGAACCGCCCUGACGGCGUCGCGUGGCCCGCCAUUGAAUCAAAUGUCAUCUGUGUCCAUUCGGGAGAUGGUUAUGGCAAUCCAUCCUCGUUCACGCCGAGCCCGAAGGAGAACAUGAGGAUCAUGGUCCUCGGAGAAUGUGUCAGGUCAGCGUGGCCACCAAAUUUGGGUUUGCCCGGCAAUGUCAAAGACAUGAGUGGUACGUCAUGUGCAGCGCCGAUUGCCGCUGGGGUUGCAGCAUUCAUUCUUGAUUAUGCAAGAGGAUUUCUGUCUCAGCAAGAGUGGGAAUCUCUCCGUCGGAUUGAUUCUAUGCGGCGUAUGUUUGAAAGACUGAAGGAUCCCGAUAAUCACACUGGCUACUGGUGGAUUAAGCACUGGGGGUUAUUUGACUCUAAGCGAGAUGAAUCUUGGAUACAGGGAGAGAUCAAAGGUUUCCUGUCCUAA